Messenger RNA from Aspergillus ibericus CBS 121593, 1005 nucleotides. Its product is annotated as class I glutamine amidotransferase-like protein. NCBI's taxonomy places the organism in Eukaryota, Fungi, Ascomycota, Eurotiomycetes, Eurotiales, Aspergillaceae. The record is from RefSeq and is a predicted model, not a curated record. Bases 105 to 824 code for a protein of 239 amino acids. The transcript is spliced from 5 exons. Gene Ontology annotation, molecular function: glyoxalase III activity.
CGCGAACCCAACCUCAUCAACGUCAUCACUUUUCACGGAAUUAUAAACUCGAUACCCACCAUUUCCCUUUACCUUUCUAAACUACUUUUCUAACAAACACCAAAAUGUCUCAACCACGGAGAGCCCUGAUUGCCAUCACUUCUGCCCAUGCUCCCCUCUACCCCGAGGGAAAAGAGACCGGCCUCUUCAUCACCGAAGCUCUACACCCAUUCAACGUCUUUCAAGAAGCCGGUUUCGAAGUCGACCUGGUAUCCGAAACAGGCACCUACCAACCUGACUGGCUAUCCCAGCAAAAGGAAUGGCUUCCCGACGAGGAUCGCAAGGUCUGGGAGGACCAUUCGAGCGAAUUCCGAUCAAAAUUGGACAAGUUGUUAAAACCCAGUGAUAUCCAGGCAGACCGUUAUGGAUUGUUUUUCGCCUCAGCCGGCCAUGCAUCCUUGAUCGACUACCCGGAUGCCAAGGGCUUGCAAUCUAUUGCUUCUCAGAUUUAUGUUGAUGGAGGGAUUGUUUCCGCUGUCUGCCACGGAGGCGCGAUUUUCCCAGGCAUCCUUGAUCCAAGCACCGGAAAGUCGAUUAUUGAUGGUCGCAAGGUCACCGGCUUUACUACUCGAGGUGAAGAGGAGGAAGGCGUCCUCGCGACCAUUCAGAAGUGGAAUAGGCCUACAAUUGAGGCAUCUGCAGCUUCGUCCGGAGCGACUUAUGUAUCGCCAGCUGGUCCGUGGGAUGCCUUCACGGUGACUGAUGGGAGAAUUGUAACAGGGGCAAACCCGGCGAGUGCUCAUGUGACAGCUGAAGCUGCCGUGAAGGCUUUCGAUGGCCUAUGAUGUGCUUAUUGAGGAACUUGCCACCAAUUGAACGUCCAAUGCCGAGAUUGAAAUGCAUUGAAUGAAUACCUACUUAACCAAGAAUUAAAACAGUUUCGGUUUCAUCACCUUGUAGUGCGAGUUGGCAGCAUUGCUUGAUGCCGUGGAUUGUCGAAGACUAAAUCAUUAUCUCUGGGUGACG